AUGCAGUGCUAUAAACUGUCGCCGAAGAGGGAGAACUCGGAGCAUGUUUAUGAGAUGGAGAUGAUAGGUGGUAGACGUCUGGAGCUGCCCGCGCCUCCCGGGAAGGAGUUCCGUGCUCCGUGCCUGGUGCCGGCUCCUCCUCCUCCGCACUCCGUGAUCCAGUGCAUGCGGCCACCACCACCACCUCCUCCACCACCUCGUCUCCAUAAACCACCAGCCUUCGAGGAACCGUCCAGCUCCAUUCCAGACUUAGGUUAG
Danaus chrysippus (African queen) is the source of this 258-nucleotide messenger RNA. The record is from the annotation of a GenBank genome assembly. Lineage: Eukaryota; Metazoa; Arthropoda; Insecta; Lepidoptera; Nymphalidae.